This is a messenger RNA of Raphanus sativus (radish), 553 nucleotides long. Its product is annotated as protein DESIGUAL 2. The coding region runs from base 36 to 542 and encodes 168 amino acids. NCBI's taxonomy places the organism in Eukaryota, Viridiplantae, Streptophyta, Magnoliopsida, Brassicales, Brassicaceae. The transcript has 3 exons. The record is from RefSeq and is a predicted model, not a curated record.
UGUUUCAUUGCAGAUCAAAAACUGUAAGAAGAAAAAUGUCGAGGAAUGUAGGGUUCUUCAUCUGCUUCUUGAUCCUAGCCAUGGAUGUUUCAGCUGGCAUUCUCGGCAUUGAAGCCGAAGUAGCUCAGAAUAAGGUGAAGCAUUUGAAGAUGUGGAUAUUCGAGUGUAGAGACCCAAGUCACACAGCCUUCAAGUACGGUUUAGCUGCAUGUAUCCUUUUAGUGUUAGCCCAUGUAACGGCUAAUUUUCUUGGUGGGUGCCUCUGUGUUGUCUCAAGACAAGACCUUGAAAAAUCCUCUGCCAACAGACAGCUAGCUGUGGCCUCACUGAUAUUCUCCUGGAUCAUACUGGCAAUUGCAUUCUCCAUGUUGAUCGUAGGGACAAUGGCAAACUCAAGAUCGAGGAGAGGCUGUGGGAUUUCACAUCAUCGGGUUCUGUCCAUAGGAGGAAUCCUCUGUUUCAUUCACGGCCUUUUCGCUGUUGCUUACUACAUCUCUGCAACUGCUUCAACACGAGAACAGACACACACAGGCCAUGCUUGAAUAAACAUUUU